AUUUUUUUUUUAACUCAAUUCAACUUGAAAUGCGAAAAAAAGAAAAAGAAAAUAAUAAUAAUAAAAUUCUCACCUUAUCCUAAAUCCAAAGACCCCCAAUUUGAAGGGUUUUAUACAAGCCCCCCAAAACACUGCCUCUCUGGCCCAAAACCCUAAACCCUUUCUCUAGGGUUUCUCUGUUCAUCUCCUCCAUUUUCUGAGCAUCAAUGGAAAAACCACUAACUCCAUCGGCCAUUCCCUCCUCUCAACCACCGCCACGAACACAGAAGCGAAAGCUCCCAACCCCAAAAGAGCUCAUCGCCCACUACGAAUCCCAGGGCAUGGAACCUCAAGAAGCCUCCCUCAAAGUCAUUGACGACCUCCAAACCGCCCUCUUCCGAGUCAUCUCCUCCGGCCGAGGCAAGAAGGACCGGUUCACGAUGGACGCGUCUCGGAAGCUCGACACCGCCAACGCCCGCCUCGCCAUUCUCGAGAUGAAGCUCGAUUCCAAGCCUGGAUACCCCCAAACCCUAGCCCUAGGGGUCGCUUCCGCCGGAAUCGCCUCCGCGUUGCCUCACGUGUUUGGGGCUUUCUCUCAGAUUUGGAGUUCUGUUAGGAGUGCCAGUAAGUGAUUUUUUUUAUUGUCAAUUUUCUGUUUGGGAGGUGGGAGAGAGGAGUUUUGGUGACAGUGGAUGUGGCGAGGGUUUAUGGGCUCUGUUUGCUUUCUGAGAAAAAUGCAGGAAAAUGGAAGAUGUCAUUUGGGUAUUUACUGUAAUCCUAUUUUAAAAAAAAAAAUCAGAAAGAAUAAACCAAGCUGAUUUGGAGUUCUGUUA
Molecule: messenger RNA, 812 nt
Organism: Vitis vinifera (wine grape)
Lineage: Eukaryota; Viridiplantae; Streptophyta; Magnoliopsida; Vitales; Vitaceae
Exons: 1
Coding region: 207-611 (134 amino acids)
Source: RefSeq, a predicted model, not a curated record